GAAGGAAAGCAUUAGAAACGGAAGCUGUCGGCUGUUUUUGUUUGUGUGGUCGGCAGAAGAGUUGUCAAUUCCCGCUCUAUCGAACAGCCGUCGAAAUCGGAAUUCAAACAGAACCGACGAACGGACCAGCCGCUAUGGGUGCCGGUUCGAGCAUCGAGGCCGAGAGGGAGCCGCUGCUCGCCCCUUCGUACGCGGAGCCAAACAGUCCACCAGUAAACAGCAGAGUGUACGGAAGAAGAUGGCUGGUUUUGACCCUGUUUUCCCUGCUGGGACUAAUGCAGGGGAUGGUGUGGAACUUCUGGGGUCCCAUCCAGAACUCGGCCGCUCACGCUUACGGCUUCACAAAGUCUGACAUCGCGGUGUUGGUGCUGUGGGGCCCGGUGGGUUAUUUCCCUUGGCUGCUGUUUAUGUGGUUAAUGGACAAAAAAGGUUUGCGGGCAUCCCUCCUGCUCUCUGCCUUCUUCAUGCUGCUCGGAUCGGCUCUACGAAGCAUCCCGCUGACAGAUGAGCCUCUCAGACGAUGGUUGAUACAUGGAGGUCAGUUUCUUAACGGUUUAGCAGGCCCUACCAUAAUGAGCGCCGGCCCCUUCCUCUCCACCACAUGGUUUGCCCCUGAUCAGCGAGCCACCGCGACAGCGGUGGCCUCACUCUUCUCAUACCUGGGAGGCGCCGCUUCCUUCGUAGUUGGACCUCUGGUAGUUCCAGCUCCCAAUGACACCCAGGCCAGAACCACGAUGACAGCAGCGAUUCUCGAUAACUCCAUCCGAGACAGGAUCCAGCUCGUUCUGUAUACAGAGUUGGCUGCAAUUGCGGUGCUUUUUGCAGCAGUCCUGCUAUAUUUCCCGUCACGCCCACCGAUGCCUCCCAGUGUUGCCGCUGCGAGUCAGAGACUGAGUUACAGGAGCAGCAUCUGCAGACUUCUCAGCAACCUGCGGUUCCUGAUGAUAGCGGUGGCCUAUGCAGUCCCCACAGGAGUGAUGGCCGGCUGGUCUGGAGUCCUCGACAUGGUGCUUACACCGGCCAAAGUGAGCCAGGUGGAUGCAGGCUGGAUUGGUUUCUGGUCUACUGUUGGUGGUUGUGUGUUUGGAGUAGCAAUGGCCAGAUUUGCAGACUCCAUUCGUGGGAUGCUGAAGCUGAUCCUGGUGCUGAUGCUGGCAGGAGCAUCGCUGGCCUCCACCUGGUUCACACUUACCUGUCUAAGCAGAGUUACCCAUCUCCCCGCCACUGCAGCCAUCCUCUAUACUUCCUGCAUCUUGGUGGGCAUUUUUAUUAACAGCAGCGUGCCGAUUUUCCUGGAGCUCUUCAUCGAGACGGUGUACCCGGUACCUGAAGGCAUCACCUGUGGAGUCGUCACUUUCCUGGGGAAUCUGGUCUGCGGCCUGCUGCUCUUCUUCCUCACCUUUUACUGCACAGGUGGUGCUAUCACUGACUGUAUAUUGGUCUAUGGAUGUCUUCAAAGUUGGGCUCUGAUCACACAUGUAAAGUUUGAGGCAGAUUGGAGCAUGCAGAGGAUAGUUACACAGCAGUUGAUGUUCAUGGCGAAGCAUCAAAAUUCUGGAGGCCGCCAUGGCCAUGCCCUUUGGCUUUCAAGAUGUGUCCUGGCUGAACUGGUGUCUAACUGGCUCAUGCCUCUUCAGCCUCGUCCUCAUUCUCUUCUUCAGGGAGUCCUAUGACCGUCUCUACCUGGAUGUCUUUGUCUCCGUGUGAUGCGGCUGAGGACAAAAACUAACUUGAUAAUAAAGGACUGAAUUAAUUAUCUUGCACAAAGAUGAUGAGAAAAGGGAGACGAAGGGCGAGUGGAAAACUCUUUUAUGAUGUAAU
This is a messenger RNA of Amphiprion ocellaris (clown anemonefish), 1821 nucleotides long. It is a transcript of the gene slc49a4, whose product is annotated as solute carrier family 49 member 4. Gene Ontology annotation, molecular function: transmembrane transporter activity. The record is from RefSeq and is a predicted model, not a curated record. Lineage: Eukaryota; Metazoa; Chordata; Actinopteri; Pomacentridae. Gene Ontology annotation, biological process: transmembrane transport. Bases 135 to 1673 code for a protein of 512 amino acids. Gene Ontology annotation, cellular component: membrane; intracellular membrane-bounded organelle. The transcript is spliced from 10 exons.